Suricata suricatta (meerkat) is the source of this 2858-nucleotide messenger RNA. RefSeq names its product transmembrane protein 150C (gene TMEM150C). The coding region runs from base 100 to 849 and encodes 249 amino acids. The record is from RefSeq and is a predicted model, not a curated record. The transcript has 8 exons. NCBI's taxonomy places the organism in Eukaryota, Metazoa, Chordata, Mammalia, Carnivora, Herpestidae.
AGAAUAGGAAGUUUGUCUUCAAGGGUUAUCCCUGGGAACGGGAUGCUAUAUUCUUUCAGUUCAGUGGUUUCAUGAACCUACUGAAGCUGUGGUACAGGCAUGGAUGGGAAGAAAUGCAGCGUAUGGAUGUUUUUACCUCUUGUAUUUACUUUGUUUACUUCAGCCGGAUUAUGGAUAGUAUACUUUAUAGCUGUGGAAGAUGACAAAAUUUUCCCAUUAAAUUCAGCUGAAAGGAGACCUGGUGUGAAGCAUGCACCAUAUAUAAGUAUUGCAGGUGAUGAACCUCCUGCGAGCUGUGUGUUUAGUCAAGUUAUGAACAUGGCAGCGUUCCUAGCACUCGUGGUAGCUGUUCUGCGCUUCAUACAGCUGAAACCAAAGGUUUUAAAUCCGUGGCUGAAUAUUAGUGGAUUGGUGGCGCUGUGUCUGGCUUCAUUUGGAAUGACCUUACUUGGUAAUUUUCAGCUUACAAAUGAUGAAGAAAUUCAUAAUGUUGGGACUUCCUUGACCUUUGGAUUUGGCACGUUGACCUGCUGGAUUCAGGCUGCAUUGACACUCAAAGUCAACAUCAAGAAUGAGGGACGGAAAGUUGGGAUUCCACGAGUUAUUCUCUCAGCAUCUAUCACUCUGUGCGUGGUCCUCUAUUUCAUCCUCAUGGCCCAAGGCAUCCACAUGUAUGCAGCCAGGGUCCAGUGGGGUCUGGUCAUGUGCUUCCUGUCUUAUUUUGGCACCUUUGCUGUGGAGUUCCGGCAUUACCGUUAUGAGAUUGUUUGCUCUGAAUAUCAGGAGAAUUUCCUAAGCUUCUCAGAAAGCCUGUCCGAAGCUUCUGAAUAUCAAACCGACCAGGUGUAACCUGUCAGUUUUUCCUUGCCGGUGAGGUGGGUGUGGCAGGGGAGGGGCCAGAAGGACACACCCACAGGACUUGGAACAGAACCUGUAACACAUUUUACACACACGUUCUUGGCCACAUUUGCCAAAUUAGCUUUUCAGGGCAAGUUAUUUCUUUAACGAAAAAGCACAAGCCCUUAUGUGUCGAAAUACACGCUGUUACACUGAAAAUAUAUGCACGACAGAGCAAGAAGCUUGUGCAUGAUCACUUCUCUUUUCCCUCUCUCCCAAUGCUCCCUGCUCUUCUCAUUCUCCUCACAUAUUUCAGACAUCGUGUUCACCCUACCACAGAGCGGGGCAGGCCAAAUGUAACAUGGAAUAAUGCCAACUCCCAAAGUUGCCUUCAGAUCCAAAGGGCUUGGAACCAGCUCACAAGGAAGUUCUGAAUCUGGCACUUGAACAGAUUGAGUAUCAUCUAACUGGAUGGAAACUGUACAGAGACGUGACCCUGUGUGACCUGUGGAAUGGCGUGGGGUCAAGAACUUCCCCCACAAAAACUCCCUUCAUCGCUGUUCAGUGGUCGGCUGUGCGGAGUCACUGAAAGGAAUGCGCUGUAAACCCACUACUGCGAUUUUAACUUUAUCGUGACUGAGAAAUACUUCCAAAUGUGAAUAUUUGUAGGGACAUGUCUGCCAGGCACAGAACGAGAUGGGGGCAGCGAGGGCAUACUUUUGUUUUUGCUUCUGUGAUCUGCCAGGAGACACAGCUUUUGUUUUAUACUUCAUGGUUUGCCUUUUUUUUUUUUAAGUAACUACCAUGGGUCUCUCAACGCCUCAUGGACAAAGAAGAUGUAGGCCAAAUGCAAGAGCUGAACUUGUUUUAGGUUGACCAUGAUAAAAGGAAAAAAAAAAGGUGACCUGAAGUCUUAAUCCACUGCUUUUAUGUUUGAAGCUAAGAAAAUGUUCACAGAAAAGCACAAAAAAAUAUUUGUGGAGGUAAUAAAAAGAGCUCGUGCUGGACAUUUAUCAAAAGAAUCUUAGAACAUCUCGUUAUGAGCCCAGAUCAAGGGAGAGCUUCUUCAAAUGUAUCUAUAGCUCUGGUUUAGUGUUUUGGCGGGGGGUGGGGAAGCUAAGGGCUUUUUCCUACUUGGAAUUUGUAGAAACUAGUUAAAAGAUGACCCUUCCCCCCAAAACAAACUGGCAUAAUUGAUGCCCUGAUGCCCAACAUGUCCUGUGAAGAGUUUCGAAUGUCAGCUGUAGGCCUGGGCUUUUGGAGGCUGUGCUUUGUAAAGAGCAGAAUUCUUAGUUCAGAAUGUCUUGGAGAGGGCCAAGUCGGCGGGCCCUCCAUGAGUGCACUUUGUUUCAAGAAGUCCUCACAUUUACUUCACAGGGCGCAGGGUUCUCAUGGACUAUAAUGUGAAAAAAAAAAAGGGGGCAUUGUUUUUUUAAUUCAACUCAAACUCAGAUCUUGAGGAAGGGGUCCAUGACUUUUCAUCUCUGUAUUUCUCUCUGCCUCCUAGCCCUGCGCCGGGCACAUACAGGUGCUCAGCAAAUGUCUCUUCAAUAGAAUUCCUGGGCAUUUAAGUGUAGGGAAGAGGAGUAUCAGAGAAAGAUUCAAAGAUGAAAGAACAGAUGACUGUUUCAAGGGAGACAGGAAUGAAAGAAGUCCCCGAGAAGGGUCAGGCGGGGGCAAGAAAACCUACAAGAGACAGGUAACACGUGAGGAAAGGAAUCAAGCAGAGAGCAUUCUCCUAGGAAAAAGGCAUCAUGCUGUAAAUAGUCCAAGGUGACACUGAUUAUUUUGGAAUACAGCUUUUGGGUUUGUUUUUUCAUUUUAUAUUUUAAAGAUUUUAUCUGAAGACAAAGAUUUAUGAAGUUUUCUUUUACUCUGCACAAUCCAAAUUAAACAGCUUUUGGUGAUGCACUGUACACUUUCUUAAGAGUCUGUCUAAUAGCACAUUUUAGCAGAAUCAAGCAAUGACUGGCAUUUCAUCGGGAUCUGACCACUGAAUAAAAUUCUUUUAUGCAGAAGUA